AUGGCCAACUACAAAUAUGACGAGUCCGGCAACAUGGCCGCAUACUUCGUCCUCACCUUCCUCACCAUCUUCCUUGUUCCCUACACUCUCGCAGCGUUCUCUGGAGGCAAAUCUCCCCAGUUGCCCGGAUGCCAAUGCCAACAAUGUGUGGACCAGCGCAAGCGAAUUCGCAAGUAUGAGCGUGGCUCGCUAUUGACUCCCAAGCUACGUCGGAGGACGGUGAUCAUUCUCGUUGGAUGGUCAAUUGCAGCAUUCUGCGCAUACCAUGUCGCAACUACCGAGAGCAACAACAAGCUCUAUGAUCCCUUCGAGAUCCUCGGCAUCGGCGAGAGUGCGACGGUCAAAGAAAUCAAAUCGCAUUACAAGAAGCUCUCAAAGACAUUCCAUCCAGACAAAGUCAAGCUCGGAGUAAACCAGACUAUGGAAAUGGUAGAAGCGAAGUUUGUGGAGCUCACCAAAGCUUACAAGUCAUUAACCGACGAGACCAUCCGGGAGAACUGGAUUAAGUACAACAACCCAGAUGGACGCCAGGAGGUUUCUAUGGGUAUUGCACUUCCCCCGUGGAUUGUUGAGAGCAGCAACAACAUCUGGGUACUGGGUGUAUACGGCAUCAUAUUCGGUGGCGCACUUCCGGCCAUGGUGGGUCGCUGGUGGUUCGGCAACCGCGAAAAGACCAAGGAUGGUGUCAACGCCCGCAGCGCCGCCGUCUUCUUCAAGAACCUGACUGAAGACUCCACCGUGGAUGAUGUGACGAGCUCGCUUGGCAAGUCUUUCGAGUGGGAGUUCUCGUCCAAGGCCAGCAAGGUGGAUGCAGAACUCUUGCGGCUAGAGACACAGAUCAAGGAGACAAUGGGUACAAAGUGGGAUGAACUUAUCAAGUUGGCGGACGCCGCCUCGCAAAAGUCGCAGAACCGAAGAAGGGCACUCAUCCUCUUGUACACCCACCUCUUGCGCCUGCCCGUCAUCAACACCACGUUGCAGACCGAGCAAGCAGACCUCCUUCUACACACACCCGUUCUCCUGAACUCGAUGCUCAACAUCACAAUGUCAAGGAAUUGGCUCCUCCCCACCAUCGCUGCAAUGCGCCUACACGCCUACCUCACCCAAGCUCUCCUCCCCAGCCAGUCGUCCUCCAAGGCCGCCCAAAUCCCCGGUAUCUCCCCGUCAGACGCCUCCGGGCUCCCCGAUUUCUCCGCCGCUGUCGCCUCGCUCUCCAAGUCAGACUCGGCCUCGCUCCCCGACGCCCAGAAGGCGCUCGCCCGCCUCGGCCAGACUGACAUUGUCGACGCCUCCUUCAAGGUCAUCGGCGAGCGCUUCGUCACCCCGAGCUCGUUUGUCAACCUCGUCGUCAAGCUCCGCGUCACGCCGUUCGACAAGGACGGUCGGCCCGUCGCGGUCCCGAAGUCGGACAAGGACACCGAGAAGCGCGACAGCGAGUUCUUGGUCGGCAAGAAGGACGCCGAGGAUCUGCCUGAGGGUCACCCGGAGGGCGCCUGGGCGCACGCGCCGUACUGGCCAGCCAACCGGAAGCCGUCGUGGUGGGUCGUCCUCGCGGACGUCAAGUCGAACAAGGUCGUCGUGCCGCCGAUGAAGAUCCAGGAUGUGCCCGUCGCGGAUGCCGCGCGCGGGGUCGACUACCGCGCAUACAAGAUGCAGUUCCAGGCGCCGCAGAACGUCGGGCUCUUCACCUGGAAGGUCUUCGUGCUCAGCGACACCUUCGUCGGCGACGAGGCCGUGCAGGAAAUCACCCUGAAGAUCGACGACCCGUCCGUGCUCGCCACGGACGAGACGAACGCGGACGACGAUAUCUCGGACCCCGAAGAGGACUCGCUCGCCGGACAGAUGGCGCUCAUGCGCGGGGGCUCUGUCAAGAAAAUCUCUGAGGAGAGCGAUGACGAGAGCAGCACGGACGAGGAGGAGGAGCAGAAGGAGGCAGACGACAGCAGUAGCGACAGCGAUUAA
Messenger RNA from Epithele typhae, 1962 nucleotides. RefSeq names its product DnaJ-domain-containing protein. Gene Ontology annotation, cellular component: Sec62/Sec63 complex. NCBI's taxonomy places the organism in Eukaryota, Fungi, Basidiomycota, Agaricomycetes, Polyporales, Epitheliaceae. Gene Ontology annotation, biological process: post-translational protein targeting to endoplasmic reticulum membrane; SRP-dependent cotranslational protein targeting to membrane. The record is from RefSeq and is a predicted model, not a curated record. The transcript is spliced from 9 exons. Gene Ontology annotation, molecular function: RNA binding; transmembrane protein transporter activity. Bases 1 to 1962 code for a protein of 653 amino acids.